Fonsecaea erecta is the source of this 966-nucleotide messenger RNA. RefSeq lists its product as hypothetical. The transcript has a single exon. The record is from RefSeq and is a predicted model, not a curated record. Lineage: Eukaryota; Fungi; Ascomycota; Eurotiomycetes; Chaetothyriales; Herpotrichiellaceae. Bases 1 to 966 code for a protein of 321 amino acids.
AUGCAACGAGUUUACAAGAGGAAGGCUACCACCGCGGAUGACUUCCUUCAGUGGAAGCCGGGCGAGAACGUCCCGCCCUCUGUUCGCCGCGGCCGUGAAUUGCCUAUGUGCCUCCACAAAAAGGCCCGUGUCGCGAAUCCAACGGUUUCACCUCCGCUUCCGUCAAUUGUUGACCUAACUAGUGUCUCGUGCGAGAGUGACUUGGACGCUUUGCUCCCUCCGGUGGCCAAGGAUCUGGCGAUGUCCUCCACCUCCCCGCAAGAUUCCGAUCGCGAUCCUCCUCAUCUCCAGCCGCGACAUCAUCAGCAGCUCGAGACUCGAUCGGUAGUACAGCAAUGGGUGUCAUGUGACAGCACUGAUGUCGCCACCGUCUCAUCCUCACCGCUCGCCGAUUCACAUUUUUUGUCCAGCAGCGGUCUUGAUACUGACGCUAGCAUGGAAAAUCCCUCCGCACAAGCCCGGGAUUUGACAAGUUCCUCGGCAAAUGUGCAUGGCGAUUUAAGUUACGAUGAUUUAUUUGGUCAGUACCUUCGGUCGCCGUCGCCGUCACCUUCGCCUUCGCCCUCACCCUCUUCUCCCUCAUCACCCGAUGAUGCCGCCAGCGAAACAAGCGAAGCGACCCUGGUAGACGGCACCCUUGAUCCUACUGGGAUAAGUGUAGAUACCGAUGCCGGACUACGCGGGGCUCCCGCUGAGGAAGCCGUGCUAGAGAAGGAGGUCGCACAGGAUCAAGGAGACGCGUGCCGUAUCGGCAAUGGCACCCGACUUCGAUUGCGAGCCCGCCAGCCGACAAUCACACUCCGCCUUGAGCUACCGGCUACAAGUCAAGGCAGGGUGAAAGAACAAAGAGGGAAGGGGAAGACCAAAAUGCAAGAAACUCAACGGGGAGAGGGAAAGAAGGGAGCCAAGGGAGCAAAGGCGAAGAAAGAAGCUAAGGGAGUGAAGGUAAAGAAGGAGAAGCGAUGA